Molecule: messenger RNA, 1650 nt
Organism: Marasmius oreades (fairy-ring Marasmius)
Lineage: Eukaryota; Fungi; Basidiomycota; Agaricomycetes; Agaricales; Marasmiaceae
Exons: 8
Coding region: 4-1551 (515 amino acids)
Biological process (GO): spliceosomal complex assembly; mRNA processing; protein deubiquitination
Molecular function (GO): cysteine-type deubiquitinase activity; zinc ion binding
Source: RefSeq, a predicted model, not a curated record
CCUAUGCCUGCUGCUCGACCCAAUAAUCACGACGCCGAAGUACAGGACCAUGAGGACUCUGAUCGACCGUCAAAGAGAGCCAAAACCGAAAAAGAUAGUAAUGUAGGUGAUCUGAUCGAUGAGCAGGAAGAAGAAGAAGUGAGACAAGUGACCGACGAGGUCAAAGCCUCUGACUUGUACCUCGACACGAUAAAUCGAGCUGUACUUGACUUUGACUUUGAGAAAGUAUGCUCAGUAUCGCUGUCAAACAUCAACAUAUACGGUUGUCUCGUUUGUGGCAAAUAUUUCCAGGGACGGGGCAGGAAGUCUUACGCGUACGCCCAUUCUAUACACGAGGACCACCACGUUUUUAUCAACCUCGAGACCACACAGGUCUAUGUCUUGCCGGAUGGAUAUCCUGUAUCCGACCCAUCACUUGAAGAUAUCGCUUUUGUUCUGGCCCCAAUAUUCAACAAAUCUGUAACGAAUUCGCUAUCCUCACCGUCAUAUCCUGUAAAACUCUCUUACGAUCUCGGACAAAGAUCGUACUUGCCCGGUUAUGUCGGCUUGAACAACAUUAAACGGAAUGACCACAUGAACGUUGUAAUUCACUGUCUUCUUCAUGUCAAACCGCUCCGAGACUACCUACUGUUGUCCAAGUUCAAUAGCAAAGAGCCGGAGCUGCUGAAGCGCUUCGCCGGCCUAGCAAAAAAAGUCUGGAAUCCUCGCUUAUUCAAGAGUCAAGUAAGUCCGCAUGAGUUCCUCCAAGAGGUCAACCGCGCGAGUGCCGGUAAAUACAGUCUGGAGCGGCAGGGGGAUCCUGUCGAAUUCUUGGGGUGGCUGUUGAACCACCUUCAUAAGGACAUGGGAGGUAGCAAGAGAAAGAACUCGAGCAUGAUGUUCUCCACUUUUCAGGGGGAACUCAGGAUCGAAACGCAGCAGGUUCUCAUGCGACCUGACGCAGGCGACAAUGAAAAACCUAGAUUUGAUAUAGAUAGAGAUAUCAGAACUUCUGUAUCGCCCUUUCUGUUCUUGGCGGUCGACCUUCCGCCUCCACCCCUUUUUCAAGACGCCGUAGAGAAAAACAUCAUCCCUCAAGUCAGCAUCAACUCCGUGCUUGCCAAAUUUGACGGCAAGACGACCCAAGAAUCAGCUGGACAGUUACGUCGGUACAAAUGCCAGCGACUCCCUCCCUGCAUCAUUCUCCACUUUAAGCGCUUCACCAAAAAUGUCUUUGUCGAAGAAAAGAAUCCAACCAUAGUUACCUUUCCCCUUAGAGGUUUGGAAUUCAAAGACUAUAUUGAUACUCCACCACCUGGACAAUCGACAAUAUACGAUCUCAUCGCAAAUGUAACUCACGAAUCUGUUGCGGGUACAACACGCGACAAGGAAAACACUGUCUGGAAAGUCUUUCUACGAGCUGGUUCAGGUGAAGACGAGAAGUGGUUCAUGAUACAGGAUCUCAUCGUAGAAGAGACACGAAAGGAGAUGAUAUUCCUGGGUGAAAGCAUCUUGCAGAUCUGGGAGAGACGAGAGGAACAGGGAAAAAGUGAAAUGGACAUUGACAAGUAAUGAUAUAUGUCUUUGAACCAGUUCAGUCCAGUUCAGAGGUGUAACCCAUAAUUGAUGCGAGUGUCUGCUUACUCUGCCGAUUCCUCGUAAAGCGUGUAU